AGUUCCUCAAUAUUUUAGCGGGUAAAAUCCAGUUACACUCGAAUAAACGUACCCACAAGAAUCACAGACAGAAGUUUAUUAUCGAGUGUUACAAAAUGGGGACGAGUGCGAGUGACGCGAGAUGAGAAGAAUCUCUUCAGAUAUAUCUUUGGUGGUGAGUGUAUAGCAUGCAGCGUUGGCUUUUGUCCCUGGACGAGCCUGCAUCGAAUCCAUGCGGUAGCAUCGGGCUUUCUAUAAUCAAAGAGCAUCGUACAGGGGUAUGCUCUGUCGCGGUAAAACACAAACGACUGCUUGCCAGUCUGCGAAUGGAGGAAUUGGUUUUGCAUCUCGUUAUGAUGUUGAAUGGCCAGAGCCGGAUAUAAUUGACGCGGAAGUAUCGAGACUGGUGAACGGCGGAAUUUCCGGAAAGAAUCCACGAAGAUGGAGAAGCUCAACGAGUUCCGGUUACUCGUCCCAUUCACCCCCCCUGUCAGCUGGCUCCUACUCAACGUGUUGCGCAUCAGUGCUUCGAAGUUCAGGAACGGGUACCAUAGCAGACGUUGGUCUCGCUGUGAUACACGAGGCAGAGAUACCUAGGCCCAUCUGGCCGUGCACCGGUGGCAAUCGCGAUUGUAAUUUUGACGGUCACGAGGAGAGUUUGUGCAAAUACUGUGGCUACGCCAGAAUUUACUCUUAUCCUGGUAAAUACAGAACUACAUGUCGUAAUUGUGGUGGUUCAACAGCAUCAGCUAAAGAUGUGCUACUGGAAUUAUCGAGAACAUUGAAUUCGGUUAUUGAUGGUGCGAAUACUAUGACAGCAGAAGAAGUGCUCAGGGACAUAUCCAAGACGGUUGCAAAAGGGAUUCAAGCGAAUGUGACUGAUGAACAUGUGUACAGGUAUCCGUCAACAUUGUCCAGUGGGGUGGGGAAGGAGUCUGUUAACCCGGUGAAUUUGAGAUUGUACGGCAAGUCUGGGUGGGCUAAUCCGGUGUCAUCGAAGUCUUCGCAGUUUUAUUAUGACACUAAGACUUGUCCUGCUGUGUUUCUUGUGCCACGGUGUCAUGCGAUUUGUUCGCGGGGUGUUGUUGAAUGUUCGGGGAAAAGUGUUAAAGAAGGGGUGAAUGGGGUGUCCAGGGGGAAGGAGGAGAGCAAGAAGAAGAGGGGAGUCUCAAGACUCGAGGGGAACACUGUUAAAGGGUGUUAUCCUUCUAAUGAACCUGUUUAUUCGACGCUUGACCCAAGCGAUGAAUCAUCAUCCUACGGUGCAUUAGGUGAGCCCCCGAGUAAAACCACCUGGAAUCAAGGUAUCCCUGUAUUCAACAAGAGUCUCGACUUCACUCUCGAUGGUGCACGUGCAGAGAGACUGGGCCGUACUAUAGCACGAGCAAAACGUCGCAGACGGUGGUGUCGUGCCCUCACCACUCUCUUCGGGCUAGUCUUCUUCAUACUGAGUGUCAUCGUCGUCUCAAUGUCCGUCACCAAAGGACGAAAAAUAUUUGGAAGCAUGUGACGCGAACCAAGAAUAUCAAAUAAUGUAUUUUCUACUCAACGCGGAGGGAAAUUUUCUGGAAAAAUUCUACUGCAAGUAAAGGAAAAAUCACAAUAUACCGGCUGUUAAAAAUUCUAGUGCUGUAAAGUAACUAGUGCUGUAAAGUAAAAUUUCAGUUUU
Molecule: messenger RNA, 1648 nt
Organism: Diachasma alloeum
Lineage: Eukaryota; Metazoa; Arthropoda; Insecta; Hymenoptera; Braconidae
Exons: 4
Coding region: 260-1489 (409 amino acids)
Source: RefSeq, a predicted model, not a curated record